Pectinophora gossypiella (pink bollworm) is the source of this 1551-nucleotide messenger RNA. Its product is annotated as zinc carboxypeptidase-like. The transcript has 6 exons. Gene Ontology annotation, biological process: proteolysis. Lineage: Eukaryota; Metazoa; Arthropoda; Insecta; Lepidoptera; Gelechiidae. Bases 107 to 1426 code for a protein of 439 amino acids. The record is from RefSeq and is a predicted model, not a curated record. Gene Ontology annotation, molecular function: metallocarboxypeptidase activity; zinc ion binding.
AUUCAAGAACGGUGUCUUAUAUUUAUCAUUGUCAACGUACUUGCAUGGUGCAAGUACGCUAAGGAUUUUUAAAUAAAACAUUGUUUUAUUUAAUAUUUAUUUUAAAAUGGCGAAUAGAGUCUUACUAUCUUUAACUUUAUUUAUAUCUUUAACGUCGGUGUUAUGUGAGCCGUUCCGCUUUGACAACUUUUCUUUAUUCAAAGUUGUACCGGACGAUGCGCACCACAUAAAGUUACUCCAAGAUCUUCAGAAUAGUGAUAUAAAUUAUGAUUUCUGGACGGAUCCUGUGCCAUCUGCUGAGUUUGUUAGUAUUAUGACCAGCCCCAUGAACAAGGUAGCUUUGGAACACUUCCUUAGCCUUCACGGAAUAAAAUAUGAAAUUACUAUGCCUAAUAUUCAAGAAGCUAUCGACAAAGAGACCAUAAAAACUUACACAAGGAAUAAUCUUAGAAGCAUGUCAUGGGAUGCCUAUUAUAAUUUGAGCGACAUUAACAUUUGGAUGGCAGACAUGGCCAGAACUUACCCAGAUGUGGUGACAGAAUUUGUUGCAGGAGUGUCUUAUGAACACCGUCAGAUCAAAGGUUUGAAAAUCUCCCAUGGUCCAGGAAGAAAAAUCAUUUUUGUCGAAGCAGGAAUGCAUUCCAGGGAAUGGAUUACAAUGUCUACUGCCUGUUAUAUUAUUAACGAACUAUUGACCAGUACUGACAAUGAUACUAUGGCUGCAGCAAGAGAUUUUGAUUGGUAUAUCAUCCCUGUUGCAAACCCUGAUGGUUAUGUUUGGACUCAUACUGAUUUCAGAAUGUGGCGCAAAAAUAGACGACCUUUCGGUACUAAUUUUGGAGUCGAUUUAAAUAGAAAUUGGAAUAACAACUGGCUGGUAUCAGGUGCCAGUACCAACCCUGCCAGUGACAUCUACGCCGGCCCGGGGCCCUUCUCCGAGCCAGAAACCAGGUCCCUCUCCAGCUUCAUCAGGUCUGUCGGAGACAUUGACAUGUACCUGUCGUUCCACUCCUUCAGUCAACUUCUGCUUAUACCCUUCGGCAAUACUACGGAGCCUGUUGGAAAUUAUCAUGACACUUUGAACAUCGGCAGAAGAGCAAUGGGUGCUCUUUCAGUCAGAUAUGGAACACAGUACGUCACUGGAAAUAUUGCCGAAGCCAUCUAUCAAGCAACUGGUGGCAGCGUAGACUGGGUAAAGGAACAUCUGCAAGUGCCUAUAGUAUACUGCUAUGAACUUCGUGAUAGAGGUCAAUUCGGUUUCCUACUGCCCACUGAUCAGAUUUUACCUAAUAACGAAGAAGCCAUGGAUUCGGUCAUUGACCUGAUCCAUCAGGCUAGGAGAUUCGGAUACUUGAGCGGAGGAAGUGUUGGACUUCAAGUGUCAUUUAUUCUGAUGCUAGUUGGUGUCUUGGCAUCGCUUUGGUAGAAAACGAACAGAUAACCUCUCAUCUGCCGAGAUACCAGACACAAUAUACUUUACAUUGUGUCUGGUUGAGAUCUGCGUUCUCGCGUUCGAAAAGUUAAAGCUUAAUAAUAAAUGAGUAUUGUUUA